AUGGAUACUUUUCUAACUGGCCUUACCCGACAGGCGAUGAACUAUGCCAUUCGCUCGGGUAUCGCGAUAACUGCUAGCUAUGCAAUGCGGCAGUCAUCUCGCCUACUAAAAAAUGUCAAAAGUGAGGAUCGUGACGAACUACUUUCAUUGCAACAGCGCCUAGAAAGCAAGAUCCAAGUCAUCUCCCCAUCUAUUGAUAUGAUUGAGUUAAUUGCUGCUCGGGGGAAUACGUCAUUAGAAUCUGCCGUUGCCCUCACCAAGUCUUUGAGAUGGGAAAUCCAGGCAUUAGGACAGCGAUUGGCAAAGAUUGUCGCAUCGGAAGAGUCAAGGCGAAAAGGAGCUCACUCCUCCAAAGACCGCACACACAGCGAAAUUGAAAUCAAGCCUAUCAUCAAGGAUAUUAAAAGGCUGUUAGCUCGGAUUGAAGACGCAGUACCACUCAUGAACCUAGCUAUCACAACAUCCGGGGCCAAAUUGUCCACCAACCUACCAGCUACGGUCUCGCCAUCUCGACUUCUCCAGGCGAGCACGUUUCUUACAGCAGGAGACACACAGUACUCGAUGUCUCCAUCUCAGGCGGUCCAAGUAGGGCCCACAUUCACAUUAUCUAUGUACAUGCUGUUUGCCAGCCACGUGCGUCCUCAUGACGAAGAAUCUGUCCGCGAGGCAACAUGGAAGGAAGUCAUACACAAGGCGCGGUUGAAGCUGCGUCGUGUUCCAAUGAACUCAUUACAGUCUCCGAAUGAACGACCAAGAACCAAACUCCCGGGACCGGCUGGAGCUGAUGAAUACACAUACCAAGUCCUGAUAAUUGAGGAUUUGGAUGAUGGACGAGUCCAUACAUUCGACGAGCAUGAUCCGCAGCCCCAACAAAACUACGAGGGUGUAUCUAGUGCGGGAAUACGUGACAUCCUCCCUAUCCACCAAAUUUCCAAGAUUUUUUACGCAGACACUGGAAGAAUUCUCAACAUCAGUACAGAAGGAGAAACAAACAAUCCAGUGCUCCUCUUGAAACGGGACCUGAACGCUCUUCCUCCGCGACGUAUGAUGGAACGCGAGGAGGUGGAUGAUGACUUCUCUCGAUCAGGCUCCGAAAAGGAACCCGAAGACGAAGAACAAGCCCAACUCGAUGCACAGCUAAACGGAGACGAUGGUUCAGCAAGCGAUAACCUCAACUCUUUCCACCAAGACUCCAUACCUGAAGAAUGGCGGCUACCUUCUGGACUGGACCCAGAAUGGAUUGCAUUCGAGGUGUUCAAUGAAGACGAAGACUCCGAUACCGAGUCCGACAGCGAAGCUUUGGAAUCCCCCAUAGCAGACUCCACAAUCGACACAAGCCUAAUGGCACAGCUAUCCAUAGAAGAAAAGGGCAACUCAUCGCCCCCAUCACCCUCCUCAUCUCGCCAAAAACAAACACCCCAACCAGCCGCCACGACAACAGUCACCAACCCACACUUCGAAAACAUCCGCACCUCACUCUCCCUCCUCGAGACCCUCCUCCGCCUAUCCUCCCUCCAACAAUUCCAGCAACAAUCCCACCUCUCCAUCAGUGACGAGCUCCUCAACUUCUUCCUAGAAGAAUCAUCCACCACUGGUGCCGGCGGCGACGAACAACACCGCCAGCGGCUCCGCUCCGAUGCCCGUCGCCGCGUCGGCUGGGACCCUUACAACGAAAGCCCAGUCAAGCACCGCGGCGAGGACUACCAAUACGGCUGGGAACCUGGUAGUAGCCCCUACCAAUACGGCGGUGACCCAUACUCGCCCAGCGGGCGUGGGCAGGGCUUCCACCUUCGUUCUAGGGAAAAUACCCCCGAGACACCAGUGCGCAAAGGCUCGUCGAAUGUCCGCUCUAGUAAUCUGCGUGGUAUGACGCCUGCUUAUGCUGAAUCGCCUCUCUCUAAGAGGGGGGAGUGCAGCCUCAAGGGGUGA
Molecule: messenger RNA, 1929 nt
Organism: Penicillium soppii
Lineage: Eukaryota; Fungi; Ascomycota; Eurotiomycetes; Eurotiales; Aspergillaceae
Product: RanGTP-binding protein
Exons: 5
Coding region: 1-1929 (642 amino acids)
Cellular component (GO): cytoplasm; nucleus
Molecular function (GO): GTPase regulator activity
Source: RefSeq, a predicted model, not a curated record